Molecule: messenger RNA, 834 nt
Organism: Rhododendron vialii
Lineage: Eukaryota; Viridiplantae; Streptophyta; Magnoliopsida; Ericales; Ericaceae
Product: F-box protein CPR1-like
Exons: 3
Coding region: 1-834 (277 amino acids)
Source: RefSeq, a predicted model, not a curated record
AUGAUGAAGCAGAAGACGAUUGUGUCCAACGGUAAUAACCUUCCACUGGAGAUUCUCGCCGACAUACUCGCACGGUUAUCUGUUCUUCUCCCUUUUUCGCCAAAACCCAUCUCAAACGAAACCCUAGUAAAAAAAUCGUUCUCUUUUGCGACUCUGAAGAUCUCUACUCCGUUGAUUUCGCCGCCGCAAAAAAGCUUGAAAUCCCCUCGGUCCAAUACUCCCACAAGUCAUUCCGAAUUCGUUUUGAAUCCAUCCACUAGAGAAGGUAAGAAGCUGCCCACGUGCCCUUUAUCUACUCCCCAUUUGUUUAGUGAGCCCUACGUUUAUCUACAUGGUUUUGGUUAUGACUCAUCUAGGGAUGAUUACAAGGUUGUGAUGCUCCCGCACAAGUAUACUAAGUCUGAUUCUAAAUCCUAUUGCGAUGGUGAUACUAAUAAUACCUAUGUGUUUGUCUAUUCACUGAAAACUGAUGCUUGGAGGAGAAUUCAAGGUUUCCAUUAUCAUCCUUUGGGAUAUUUUUCUGGGGUUCAUCGGCUUCCUUCUGGGGUUUACUUUAAUGAGCGUCUCCAUUGGCUUUGUAGGAGGACUGGUGGUUCGGAUGUUCUUGGGGGUUAUCUCUGUGUGGUUGUCUUGCCUUCUAGUUUCCGAAAUGAAGUUUGGAUGAUGAAGGACUACGGGGUAAGAGAAUCCUGGACCAAAUUUACGACUAAUCCUAAGAUGGUUUUAAAGGAUUUGUUGUGUUUGUUGGCAAAGGACAAAUUUUGGUUGAAAACCACAGGAAAUGUAGAUGAAGUGUGCCAAGAUAAAUUGGUUGUGUACAAUUCAAAAAAGUAA